Molecule: messenger RNA, 513 nt
Organism: Ascochyta rabiei
Lineage: Eukaryota; Fungi; Ascomycota; Dothideomycetes; Pleosporales; Didymellaceae
Exons: 1
Coding region: 1-513 (170 amino acids)
Source: RefSeq, a predicted model, not a curated record
AUGUCAACCUGCUCAUCCUCAAAAAACAUCCGAACUAACACUUCGUCUCUGUUUGAGGCGACUCUCAUCAAUGCCAGUACGUCAGUUCGGUCAGUGUGGAGAUUCUCUUCCGCCGUAUCAGUACCUUCAACUCGUCUCAUCUUGUCUCGACCAGCAUUUGUGCGGUUGACUAGCACGAAAAUCACCAGAAAUAGCUUCAAUACCCAGCUCUGCGAGACGAGACGUGCGACCCGUCUCGACAAGAAGCAGAAGCGUGGAGUCUCCGUUGGCAGGGCUCGGUGCUGGUAUUGCGCCGUGAUUCGGUACGUGCACCGCUCACUUGGGGGUGUGAGGAAGCGUGGUUGUGGGGACAAAUACUUUUCUAUCGUAGUGUUGGCGGGAAAUACUGUGAUUGAUGAUAGCCUUGAAAUGAAGGCGCAUGCAAUUCAGUUUGAAGAGGCGGAUCGAUUGAAAGUCUGCGCUGCAAAGCAAGAUCAAGUAUUGGUCGAGCCUGAAAACGUUAUUUGGGCGUGA